AUGACUGAGCCAGAACGUCUAUUUACUUUGGAUGAAUUUCUCUUGAAAAUGCAAAUAUCUCAAAAAUAUACCAGAGUAAUAUAUUUGGAUUUUCGCCGUGAUAAUGAGACACAACCGUUUCGUUUUAAAACAAUAAAAUUUCUGUAUGUGGCCAUCAGUCUAAUGGUGAUUGAUUGCAUUUGCAAUAUAAUGAAAAUUAUAAUCGAAAUCAGUUCGAAUCGUUUAAGUGAAGCUAAACAAAUCGGUGCUGUAUUCAGUAUUGAAUUCCUGUGUUUGGUGCGCGGUGUUUCGGUGUUGGCGAAAUAUAAUAGAAUCUUAGAUUUGACAAAUUGUUUGGAUAAAAUAUUUCCACGUAAUCUGGAACUGCAGAGGCGCAUGAACAUCAUGAAACUAGUGCGCUAUUUGGCAAUAAGACAUCGGAUUUUACAUGUUUACGCUAUAGUGGGUUUGACGGCUUUCAUUGGUCUGCCACUGCUCAAGUAUUUGGUUUUCUAUGAUCGUUCCAGUGGCCUGCCGUUGUUGGAUGAAUAUCAUCAACAUGCCUCUUGGUUUCCCUAUCAGCUGAAGCAAAGUAAUCGUGCCUAUCCCUACAUGUAUGUGUAUGAGACAUUUAUAACGAUCUUUGGCAUAAAUUGCCUCUUUACUUGGGAUCAUAUUUAUACGGUUACGGUGGCUCAAUUUGUCAUGCAUUUUGAUUAUAUUAAUGAUCAAUUGGAGGAAUUGGAUGCCAAGAAGACAUUAGAAGACAGCAGUUCAAAACAGUUCUACAGCAGUUUAAGGGAUAUUGUGAUAUAUCAUCAGCAUAUUUAUGAAUUGGGUGACAAACUGCGUAAAACAUUCAAUUUAUCGCUGUUCUUAACGGAUAUCGUAAGUGCCGCCUCAAUAUGUUUUCACAUCUAUUUGAUGGCCAACAGUGAUGACAUUCUUGCCAUAAUACUCUUCAUUUUCCCAUGUUUUGUGCAAGUUGCAUUUACUUUCGACAACUGUUACCAGGGCACCCGAGUAGCCGAAGCGAGUGCUCGCAUGCAAAUGGCACUUUUCGAACAAAACUGGUAUGAUGGAUCAUUGAAGUAUCGAAAAUUCUUUCCCAUGUUAGUGCUGUUCGCCAAUAAUUCAUUUACACUAAGUGGUUUUAAUCUCUUUAGCAUCGAUAUGGUUCAUUUUCGGGGGAUCAUGAUGAUUGCCUACAGAUUGUUUACUUUCCUACAGACAAGGGGUAAUAAGAAUUUUCGUUAG
Molecule: messenger RNA, 1236 nt
Organism: Calliphora vicina (urban bluebottle blowfly)
Lineage: Eukaryota; Metazoa; Arthropoda; Insecta; Diptera; Calliphoridae
Gene: Or88a
Product: Odorant receptor 88a
Exons: 4
Coding region: 1-1236 (411 amino acids)
Biological process (GO): sensory perception of smell; detection of chemical stimulus involved in sensory perception of smell
Cellular component (GO): plasma membrane
Molecular function (GO): odorant binding; olfactory receptor activity
Source: RefSeq, a predicted model, not a curated record